This is a messenger RNA of Equus caballus (horse), 5481 nucleotides long. Its product is annotated as adhesion G protein-coupled receptor E2. Gene Ontology annotation, cellular component: plasma membrane. The record is from RefSeq and is a predicted model, not a curated record. Lineage: Eukaryota; Metazoa; Chordata; Mammalia; Perissodactyla; Equidae. Gene Ontology annotation, biological process: cell surface receptor signaling pathway; adenylate cyclase-activating G protein-coupled receptor signaling pathway. Gene Ontology annotation, molecular function: G protein-coupled receptor activity; calcium ion binding.
UGUCACACACAGACCAAGAUCCGACGUCCUCCGUGGCUGGGCUUGCUGGACUCUGCACCAUGAGAAAGAGAUUUCUAAGGUUGCUGCCAGGAUUCUUGGUGCUGCUGCUGUGGCCAUUGGGAAUUGCAGCCAAGAAACCUAGAGCCCCUCCAGGCUGUGCUCCCUGGUGCCCUCGGAACUCCGUAUGUAUCAAUGCCAUCGCCUGUCGCUGCCAUCCGGGAUUCAGCUCCUGGUCUGGGGAGAUCAUCACCAGCCCCGUGGACAGUUGUGAUGACAUCAAUGAGUGUGAACCACCCUUGGCAGUGUCCUGUGGGAAAUUCGCUGAUUGCCAGAAUGUGGACGGGAGCCACUACUGCACAUGUAGCCCAGGAUAUGGGCUCGUUUCUGGGGCAACAACGUUCAGAAACGAGAGUGAGAACACAUGUCAAGAUGUCGACGAGUGCAGCUCCAGGCAGCAUCGAUGUCACAACUCCACCGCCUGUAUCAACACCGUGGGCUCAUACAGGUGCCGCUGCCGCCGAGGGUGGACACCCCUGCCGGGGUUCCAGGACAACCAAAACACCACUGUGUGUGAAGAGAUGUCCUUCCCCACCUGGACUCCGCCCCCUGGAAUCCAGAGCCAGUGUCUCUCAGGCUUCUUUGAAAGAGUCCAGGAUCUGCGCAGACGCUUCACACCAGCCUCGGCCCAGGACACCGUCCAGGACCUCAUCCAGUCAGUGGACGAGCUGCUGAAAGCCCCCGGGGACCUGGAGACCCUGGCCCUGCCUGACCGGCACCACACGGUCACCCACCUGCUCUCGGGCCUGGAAGAAGUCCUGAGGACCCUCGCCAAGGCCAUGCCUGGAGCCUCCUUCACCUACCAGUCUCCUGCAGGCACAGAGCUGUCCCUGGUGAUCCAGGAGCAGGGGCACGGGAACGUCACCCUGGGCCAGAGCCACGCACGGAUGCUCCUGGACUGGGCCGUGGCGGCCGGGUCUGCGGGGUCGGGCCCCGCCGUGGCAGGCAUCCUCUCCAACCCCAACAUGCAGAAACUGCUGGCCAACGCCUCCCUGGAACUGGACCCCGAGAGGCAAGCCAAGCUGGAGGAGACCCACGAAAGCCCCCUCUAUGGCGUCCAGUGGAGGCUCCUCUCGGCCGUCAACUCGGUCUUUCUGAGCAACACGAACACGACGAAACUCGACCCCAAGGUCACCUUCGCCUUCUCCCACCCUCCAGAGAAGCCCGGGACACGGCAGGAGCUGAUCUGUGCCUUCUGGAAGGGAGCUGACGAUGGGGGCGGGCACUGGGCCACCUCAGGGUGCUGGACACUGGGCAGCUGGAACAACAGCACCACCUGCCAGUGCAGCCACCUCAGCAGCUUUGCCGUCCUGAUGGCCCACUACGAUGUGCAGGAGGAGGAUCCCAUGCUGGCUGUGAUCACCCACGUGGGGCUGAGCCUCUCUCUGCUGUGCCUCCUCCUGGCAGCCCUCACCUUCCUGCUGUGCAGAGCCAUCCAGAACACCAGCACCUCUCUCCACCUGCAGCUCUCGCUCUGCCUCUUCCUGGCCCACCUCCUCUUCCUCACGGCCAUGGACCGAACAGAGAUCCAGGUGCUGUGCUCCGUCAUCGCGGGCGCCUUACACUAUCUCUACCUGGCCUCCUUCACCUGGAUGCUGCUGGCGGGCCUGCACCUCUUCCUCACUGCGCGCAACCUGACGGUGGUCAACUACUCCAGUGUGAGCAGGUUCAUGAAGAAGCUCAUGUUCCCUGUGGGCUACGGAGUCCCGGCCGUGAUCGUGGCCAUUUCUGCAGCAUCCAGGCCAGAUCUUUAUGGAACACCCACCCGCUGCUGGCUCCGCUCAGAAAGUGGAUUUAUAUGGGGCUUCCUUGGACCAGUCUGUGCCAUCUUCUCUGUCAACUUAGCUUUCUUUCUGAUGACCCUCUGGAUUUUGAAAAGCAGGCUCUCUCUCCUUAACAGUGAUGUGUCCACCCUCCAGAACACAAGGAUGCUGACUUUUAAAGCUACAGCUCAGCUCUUCAUCUUGGGAUGCACGUGGUGUCUGGGAAUCCUGCAGGUGGGUCCAGCUGCCCACGUCAUGGCCUACUUCUUCACCAUCAUCAACAGCCUGCAGGGCGUCUCCAUCUUCCUGGUGUACUGCCUCCUUAGCCAGCAGGUUCGGGAACAAUACGGGAAAUGGCUCAAAAGGGUCAGGAAAACCAAAGCUGAUUCUGAGACUUUCACGCUUUCCAGCAGGACUAUGUCUGAUGCAUCCAGACCCUUCAUGGUGAAUUGAAAAGAUCUUUUGAACUAUAUCCUCUUCUCCCAUGGAAAAUCAGGACUGUUAUUCUUUGAGCCAUUAGGAGAAGAUAAAGAAGACUUUGUAGUGUGUUUCCAGAAACCCAUCGUGUCAGCAAUGUGAAUGGAGUCAUGGUGGACAUGCUCAUGCUCGAUUCCUGUGAAAUCUAGAACUUUUCUGUGCCCCACAGUAUGCUCAGAAAGCACUCCACACAGAAAAGGCCAGCUGAGGGCCAGUUCUUUGGUAUCUUUGGGUUAAGCCCUUUUCUGAAGCCUCUCCUUCCUACAAACACUCUUCCAGAUGCCAAAAUUCUAUGAGCAGGAACACCAGCCUGAAGGUAUUUUCAAACCAACAACAUCCAAAAGAUCGGGAAUGUUCACACCAUAGUCUGGAUUUUUAAAUUUUUUUUGUUCUGUUUUCUAUGAAUUUAAUUAUUCACUCAUUCAAAAAUAUUGAUUACUCGCCAUGUCCAAGGCAGAGAUCAGGAGAGAACAGGCCCUCCUUCAUGGACUUGACUCAGUGGCUGAAAGAUUCCUAUAAACCAAGUCCUACGGCUGGACAAUUGAAGUAUGAACUAUUUCACAGACUCCAUCUCCAUUCAUCCUCACACAAAGCUUCAGAUAUAUUGAAAGCUCAGAUCAUGAUGUGUAUAUUUUAGGCUUUGUGGGCCAGUGUAUUAGUCAGGGUUCUCCAGAGAAAUAGAACCAAUAGGAUACACACACACACACAAACACAUAAAUAUGAAAUAUGAAAAGAAUUAUUAUGAGGCAUUGACUCACUUGAUAAUGGAGGCUGAGAAGUCCCACAGUCUGCCACUGGCCAUCUUGGAACCCAGGAAAGCCGGUGGUGUAGUUUGAAGGCCUAAGAACCAGGGAGCAGUAGAUUAACAUCUGGGCCUGAAAGCCUGAGAGCCAGGAGCACCAAGGGCAGGAAACUGAUGCCCCAGCUCCAGCACUCAGCCUGAGUCAAUUCAACUUCCUCCAUCUUUUAUUCUAUGCAGACCCUCAGUGGUUCGGGUGAUGCCCAUCCUCACGGUAGAAGGCCAUCUGCAUCACACAGGCCAUGGACUCAAACGCUACUCUCCUCUGGAAACACCUCACAGAUACACCCUGAAAUCACACUAAACCAGCCAUCUGGGCGUCCUGCGCCCCAGGGAGGACACAAAAAUUAACCAUCACAGCCAGAUAGCUACAGAAACAACUCAACUCUGCCACUGUAGCAUGAAAACGGCUAUAGACACUCAAAAUUGAAUGCUCAUGGCUGUGUUCUAAUAAAACUACACAUGGAGAGCAAAUUUGAAUUUUAUGCACUGUUCAUGUGACAAGAUAUAUCAUUCUUCUUUUGACUUUUCUCAGCAAUGUAAAAAUGUAAAGACUAUUCUUAGUUUGUGGGCUGCACAGAAACAGGCAGCGAGGCAAAUUUAACCCGUGAGUCGCUGCGGACUCCCAUCCUAGGAAAUUCAUCAGAGCUCCUCGUACACCAAUUUAUUCAUUCACUCUUCAAAUAUUCAGUGAGCACUUACUCUUUGGAAAGGCAUCAUGCUAAACUGAAAGAAACUAAAAUUAACAAGGCAGACGAGAUCCCCAGAUCCCGGAGUCGUGAGGACCUGUGGAUUGGUCAGCUCAGGCUGCCAUAACAAAACCACAGACUGAGCAGCUUAAUCAACAGAAAUUAUUUUCUCACCGGUCUGGAGACUGGGAAGGCCAAGAGCAAGGUUUGUCAGGGUGGGUUCUGGUGAGAGCUCUCUUCCUGGCUUGCAGAUGGCCACCUUCUCACUGUGUCCUCGCAUGGCCUUUUCGUCCAGCUCAAGCCUGAAGAGACAGAGAAACGAAACUCUUUGAUGUCUCUACUUACAAGAGCACUAUGCUAUGAUGAGGGUGCCACUCUCAUCUAACCCUAAUUAUCUCCCAAAGGGCCAUCUCCAAGUCCCAUCAGGGGAUUGCGUAUUAGGGCAUCAGGGGUUAGGGCUUCAACACAUGAAUUUACAGGGCAGCACAAACAUUCAGUCCACAACAGUCUGCAAGAUGGAAAACAGGAGAAAGAACAUGCAGUAUAGGAGAUACUGUGGUCUAAGGACACACAGCCCUGUGGGGACACGGCAGAAGUGUAACAAGCUGUGGUUGGAGUGGGCAGGUGGGAGAGAGCUCUCAGUCAACUGAGGGCAGCAUUCUGAGACGUUUACAGUUUGGGAGGCAGAUCUCAGCAUUCACCCUCAUAUCUUCGCCUUUACAAUCUAUCAAAUAUAUUCUCCUUAUUUAUCAGGGGAAUAACAAUAAUAAUUUCCUUGUGGGUCAUUUUUGAAUGUUAACUGAGAAAAUAAAGAUUAAGCUCUGGUAGGAAACCCAAAGACAAACAAGAAUUAACCAGGACGAGUGAGCUUGAGGGUUCCCAGCUCAUUUAUCCAGAACUCUGUCAGUGAUUUAGAAACAGCCAUGAGACAGGCUCUGAAGUGGGGUUCCACUUCUUAUGACAGGGCUCCAGUACAUGACCACGCCCAUCAAAGAGAGCAGGUGGGCAGGUUGAAGAGGUUUCUCCCUUCAGCUCUCCACGUUGGGGGUCUGCUGUGACAGCUCCCCUCACUGGUUGCCCCCUUUCCUGGUUCUGAUGGUCACCGUGUGGAUGAGGAAACAGGGACUCAUUGAGGAUUUAGCCCCUUGGUGGAGAACAUAGAAUCCAGACACAAGAAGUAUAUAACCAGAAGCUGUCGGAUGCCAGCAGUUAAGGAGCACCCAGCCACAUCCAGCUGUUUGUCUACUGUCCGUGGCUGCUUUUGCUACAACCACAGAGUUGACAUUGUGACAGAGACUGGAUGGCUCACAAAGCUGAAAAUAUUUCCUGUCUGGGCCCUUACAGAAGGCUUGCUGACCUCUGGUGUAGUAUGUGAAGGAUCAUCUCCUUCCAUUAUGAGCACCACAUCCUGAACAUUAGUCCCUGACUCAGAGGGAUAUGUGUGUACAUGCAUAAAAACAAUGACUAGAAGGACAGAUAUAAACUGUAAACAGGACGGAACUGUAGAAAGAAUGACUGUGUGUGUCUGCAGGGAGAGAUGGGUCAGAAAUGGGAUGUGAGGAGAAACUUUCAAUUUAUAGACUUCUGUGGUGUUUAAAUGAUUUAACCAAGAAGCAAUUUUUGAAUUUUUUGUACAGUGAAAAAUAAAAACAUCAAACACAAAAAUUAUUAAAAAGAAAGCAACAAAGCCAUGUAG